Messenger RNA from Ipomoea triloba (trilobed morning glory), 3198 nucleotides. RefSeq names its product synaptotagmin-4. Bases 427 to 2886 code for a protein of 819 amino acids. The transcript is spliced from 14 exons. The record is from RefSeq and is a predicted model, not a curated record. Gene Ontology annotation, molecular function: lipid binding. NCBI's taxonomy places the organism in Eukaryota, Viridiplantae, Streptophyta, Magnoliopsida, Solanales, Convolvulaceae.
UGUUGGAAAAGUAAAUUUGCAGUGGCGCCUGCCCUGUAAGCGUGUGUACUUUUGGAAAGGUAUCCCUCAGACAGCGCAUAACAUUAACUAACAAUGUGUUGUGUCCAUUUCCGCAACCUGAAAAAUUGAAAACUGUACUAACUCCUACGGAUUUGUCUUGUUUUGUUGACUCUGACUUUUCUCGUACCCUCUCUUCAAUCUCGCCGUCAGGGGGAAUUGCUGCAAAGCGUAUUGUAAUUCCGUUUUGAGUUGUGGGUCUACGGAUGAUGCUUGAUCAUUUGAAAUUUUGAUAAAGUUCGAGUCUUUGGGAAUUGGGUGUUCUUGUUUUUAUGAAACGGAGGAUUAAAACGAAGUGUGAGCGUUGAGAAAUUUGGGUUCAUUGACUAUCUUCUGAAUUGAAUUAGUGGGGCUUAAAAUUAAUUAGAAAUGGGGAAGAGAAGGAAGAAUUUUAGUGUGAGUGAAGCUAUGGAGUCCUUGAAUAACUUGCUGGCAGAAAAGCCUUUUCUUCCUGUCCUGGUUCUGUUGUUCUUAAUGGUUUGGGGAAUUGAGAAGUGGUUUUUCUCCCUCUCAAAUUGGGUUCCUCUUGCUUUUGCUGUCUGGGCUGCUUUUCAGUACACACGUUAUCAACGCCACAUUCUUGCGGAAGACUUGAAUAAGAAAUGGAUGCAAACAUUGCUGCAAAAUUCACAAGCUACACCUUUGGAACAAUGUGAGUGGCUAAACAAGCUACUAUUGGAAAUUUGGCCGAACUUCAUCGGUAAAAGGCUGUCUUUGAGGUUCGCUUACAUGGUUGAGAGGCGUUUGAAACAUCGUAAACCGAGGAUCAUUGAAAAGAUUGAAUUACAAGAAUUUUCACUAGGUUCUCGUCCUCCAAUCCUGGGGAUUCACGGAAUCAGGUGGUCAACAUCAGGUGAUCAGCGAAUCUUGCAUAUGGGCUUUGAUUGGGACACUGAUGAUAUUAGUGUAUUAUUGCUGGCUAAGCUGGGAAAGCCAUUGAUGGGAACUGCACGGAUAGUGAUUAACAGCCUACAUAUCAAGGGUGAUCUUCAAUUGAUUCCAGUUCUUGAUGGAAAGGCAAUCUUAUACUCUUUCGUCUCAACUCCGGAAGUUAGGAUUGGCAUUGCAUUUGGAAGUGGUGGAAGCCAGUCUCUUCCAGCAACAGAGGUGCCGGGUGUUUCUGCAUGGCUGGUUAAGGUUGCAACGGAUCUGUUAGUUAAAAGGAUGGUUGAACCUCGACGCAAUUGUUUAGCUUUACCUGCCGUGAACUUGGAGAAAAAAGCUGUUGGCGGUGUAUUAUCUGUCACUGUAAUAUCAGCAAGCCAAAUUUCGAGGAGUAUUUCCAGGAAACAACAGAGCCCAGUUACAGAUGAUUGUACAGAUGGUCUUCUUGAUUAUAAAGAUCUGCGUACAUUUGUGGAGGUUGAACUCGAGGAGUUAAGUAGAAAAACCGAUGUCAAACCAGGUUCAUGCCCUAGAUGGGACUCGAAAUUCAAUAUGACUCUACAUGAUGACACGGGGACCCUUAGGUUCAAUCUAUAUGAAUGUACUCCUGGCAGUGUGAAGUGCGAUUAUCUAACCAGCUGUGAAAUAAAGAUGAAAUAUGUUCCGGAUGAUUCGACAAUAUUUUGGGCAGCUGAUGGUGAGUCUGCAAUCACUAGGCAAGCUGAGUUUUGUGGCAAGGAAAUUGACAUGGUGGUUCCAUUUGAGGGGGUUAAUUCAGGGGAGUUGUCAGUAAAACUUGCCUUGAAAGAAUGGCAAUUUUCUGAUGGAUCUCAUACCACAAGACUUCCCCAUAUUGGCUCUCAACCAUCACUCAAUGGCUCGUCCAACUUUCCUUUAAACACCGGUAGAAAAAUUUAUGUUACUGUGAUCGAAGGGAAAAACCUUCCCUCAAAAGGUCGACAUGGCAAGUCUGGCUCUGGAACCUAUGUCAAGCUGCAGUACGGGAAGGCUCUAAAACGAACUAGAACUGCCCCACAUACUUCAGAUCCAGAGUGGAAUCACAAGUUUGAAUUUGAUGAAAUUGGCGGUGGUGAAUAUCUGAAGAUAAAGUGUUUCAUUGAAGAAAGGUUUAGUGACGAGAAUAUUGGUAGUGCACGAGUAAACUUAGAAGGACUCGUAGAAGGGUCUCCAAAGGACGUUUGGAUUCCCCUUGAAAAGGUUAAUUCUGGAGAACUGCGACUUCACAUAGAAGCAGUGCGAGUUGAUGAUUAUGAAGGAUCCAAGGGUCCACGAAACGGCUGGAUUGAACUUACUCUCAUUGAGGGAAGAGACCUUAUUGCCGCUGAUUUCAGAGGAACAAGUGAUCCAUAUGUGAGAGUACACUAUGGAAAUCUGAAGAGAAGAACAAAGGUUAUGUAUAAAACUCUGAAUCCACAGUGGCACCAGACCUUAGAAUUUCCCGAUGAUGGUAGUCCGAUGUCAUUGCAUGUGAAGGACCAUAAUGCUUUGUUACCAGAAUCGAGCAUAGGCGAUUGUGUCAUAGAAUAUCAAAGGUUUCCUCGAAAUCAAAUGUUUGACAAGUGGAUUCCCCUUCAAGGUGUGAGAAGAGGAGAGAUUCAUAUUCAAAUCACGCGCAAAGUUCCAGACCUAGAAAAGAAACCAAGUGUGGACGCUGUGUCUUCAGUAGCUAAAGCACGGCAUGACAUUUCUCAGCAGAUGAAGCAAAUGAUGAUCAAGCUUCAGUCCCUAGUGGAUGACAAUGACCAUGAAGGACUCUCAACAUCAUUGCACGAGCUAGAAAGCCUCCACGAAACCCAAGAAGACUUCAUGCUCCAGCUGGAGAACGAGCAGGCGCUUCUACUAAACAAGAUAAACGAACUCGGCCAGGAAAUCUUCAACUCCUCGUCGUCAACAAACUUGGAUAGAAAAUCUACAUUUCCUUGACAGAUGCAACUGCUUCUUCAUCAGCGCUCCUCUUUCCCGUGCAUUAAGGUACUCUUCUCAGUUCUCACACAGAAUUCAUUACCGGUGGAUGGAUAACAGAAUCCAGAAACUUCAAUUUGUUGUCUUGUAAUUUGUAUAGUGAAUAAUGGAGCUGUGGCUUUCAAUAUAGUGCAAGUGUGUGUAGCCUUAUGUAGUUGGCAAUCAUAUAGUGAAAAUAACAUGUUUAUAUGUUGAAUGUUUGCAAGAUUGAGUGAUGGAUAUAUGAUUUAAUGAUAGGAAUGCAAUAGUAUAUUCUUUUUUGGGUAUUUUAAA